This is a messenger RNA of Carassius gibelio (silver crucian carp), 1948 nucleotides long. RefSeq names its product sushi, von Willebrand factor type A, EGF and pentraxin domain-containing protein 1. The record is from RefSeq and is a predicted model, not a curated record. Lineage: Eukaryota; Metazoa; Chordata; Actinopteri; Cypriniformes; Cyprinidae. The transcript has 10 exons. The coding region runs from base 124 to 1467 and encodes 447 amino acids.
GAAGAGCUGCUGUGAAGUGACACUGAAACGAGGGCAAGUCUUUCAGCUCUCGUGACGACAGCAGGCGUGUGUGUGUGUAUAAACUGUUAGAUUCCUUCAGUUCGUCUGCAGUCGUUCGUGAUUAUGGCGCUCGUUUGGAGGAAUGUAACGUUACUCUUUCUUGUGUUCGCGCACUUCUUAGUGUCUUGUUUGUCUACUCAAUGUGGGGAACCAACAAAGUAUCCUGACAAGCAGCUGCACCAAAGAUAUCUCCAAAAAUUCAAGUUCAAUAAUGGAGAAAAAGUGGUUUAUAUGUGUUCCCCGGGCUACACACCAUCAGAAGGAAGUCGGACAUCACUGUGUCAGCAAGGACACUGGACACACUUGAACCUGAAAUGCCAAAAGAAAAAGUGCAAUGCACUGGGUGAGAUAGAGAACGGACAGUACAUUCAAACAGGACGAUCAUUCGGUGAUAAAGCCAUUGCUACGUGUAAUAAAGGAUAUGCAUUAAGAGGGGAAAAUGUUCGUACGUGUACGCAAACCGGUUGGAGUGGGACGGACCCCAUCUGUGAGGUGUCGAGGAUCAUGUGUUUAACACCUGAUGUGGCAAACAGAUUGAUAAAACCUGGAGAAAGGACACAGUACAGACCCCAAGACACUGUAACCAUCGUCUGCAGCGAGGGGUUUGUACUGACUGGCUCGCCGCAGGUCACAUGUGGACCAGACGGCCAAUGGCAGGGCUUGCCUGAGUGCCGCUCGAAAGGUAAAUGUGGUCCAGCUCCGUCAGUCCCUCAUGCUUUCCCCAGAGAGAGAUCCCUCAAACUGAGAGAGUAUCCAUCUGGGUCUCGCGUUCACUACAAAUGCAGUACAGGAUACGUGCGAGCCAGAGGAAGCUCCACUAUACACUGCUUUAAAGGCCAGUGGAGAAACCUGCAUCUCCGAUGUGAAAGAAAGAAAUGCGGAUCUGCCGGAGAGCUCUCCUAUGGCCUAUACGAGUACACCGGCGUGUCAUUUGGAGAUUCAGCUACAGCCAUCUGUAACGAAGGGUAUGAGCUGACCGGCCCAAAAGUGCGGAUCUGCCGGGAUGGAGGCUGGGAUGGAAGGAGCCCUGUGUGUGAACCUGUGCACUGUCCUCCACCUCCAGAGGUCAGGGAUGCGGAGUUUGACCCCAUAUAUGACCAUGUUCCUUUCGGUCACGUGGUGUCCUAUCACUGCCGUUCUGGAACUCUGAUUGGUGCAAGAGAGAUUUACUGCACCAAGAAGGGCUCCUGGAGCGCUCCUCCUCCUGAGUGCAAAGACAUUGUCUGUCCUAACCCCCAUGUGCCGCAUGGAUCAAGAAUGAGGGGUUUCAGGGCGGUCUAUAAAUAUGGAAACACCGUGAAAAUCGCCUGCAACCCUGGUUUAAGACUUUUAGGAGAGAGUUUUGUCACCUGUGGCGCAGACGGGGAAUGGAAACCAAGACUUCCAGAAUGUGUGUACAUGAAGUAAUUUACCAAACAAAUAUUCCUCUGAAAGACACAAUAUAGCUAGCUGUCUCAAAGUCAUAAUGAAACAUUUCUUUUCUCUGUAUUUCAUUAAAAUGAGCAGAACAAUUUACAAUGAAUGUUUUAUAUUUAUAUAUUUUCUGUUGAACUAGAGCAGUGAUAUUUUUAUAUAUAUUAUAUAAAAUAUAUAAGAUAUUUUUUUUAUAAAGCAUGUUUUUCCCCCAAGAAUAAAUAAAAAUAAGGACCAAAAUAAAUAAAUAAAUAAUAAAAAAAUUAAAUUAAAUUAAAAUAAUAAUAAUGACAUUGAGACCAUUAUUCAAUUAGAUCAGCAUAAAAUUGACAUUAAAUAACUAAUGUUAAAACAAAAAUCCAUAUUUAUUGUAUGGAUAUUCCAUUUGUGAUGAAGUAUGUUAAUGUGCUUUACCUGUAAACUGUGACUUUUUCUGUGACAUCAUAAUAAAAAUGGAAACUGUUUAGUCUUUUAA